This is a messenger RNA of Epinephelus lanceolatus (giant grouper), 536 nucleotides long. The record is from RefSeq and is a predicted model, not a curated record. Lineage: Eukaryota; Metazoa; Chordata; Actinopteri; Perciformes; Serranidae.
UGCACAGGAGAAAACAUACCUUAAGUCUGCACUAAAGAAAGACAGAAGCAUAUCCCCAGCAGGUCUGCAAGUAGUCCAGUUGCCUUCUACAUACAGUAUCUUUUCAACACAUUUUCGAGUUGAAAACAUUUAAGAAUCAGAUGUUAUGUGGAUCUUCAACUCAACACGUGUGUUUACCCACUCCCAUCCUUCUCAACAGGAAGUGUGUAAUGGAGUGGGAGGAGCCUCAUGACAGCACCCUCUACUGCAUCCAGACAGACGGAAAUCACAUGAUAGCCAGCGGCUCCUCACACUACGGUGUGGUACGACUCUGGGACAAGCGGCAGACUGAGUGCCUGCAGUUCUUCCAGCUGAGCUCACACCCAGUGAGCAGCCCAGUGUACUGCCUGAGGUUCAGCAACUCCCACCUGUACGCUGCCUUGGCUACCUCCCUGCAUUCACUGGACUUCAGACAGAGCCCCAGCUACAUCAGAUGACGCACGCACACACUGUUAAAAUUAAUAUCUUCAAUAAAGCUGUCUAUUUUCACAAUAAAA